AUCAACUUGAUUGGUCUUGUACGCUUCUGUCUUUUCCCGGAAACGAGGCGAACAGCUCGUCAUGUAUAUAUACAGCGUGUCCAGAUUGACAACGUCAGCUGGACAGUUCCUCGUUCUCUUAUCCAACUACAAUCUCACUCGAGUCGACGCCCUCAUAAUCUAAACCACAUACAAUGCCGAUUCCAGAGACAAUGAAGGCCGUCUACUAUCACUCGCCUCGCAACUUUGAGAUACUCGAGGUGCCCGUACCUCAAAUCGGGGACGAAGAGGUGUUGGUUAAAGUAUCCUACUGCGGUAUUUGCGGCACCGACUCUCAUGUCCACGAAGGCGAAUUCGUAUCCAAGUUUCCACUCAUUCCGGGACACGAAGUCGUCGGAAAGAUUGAGGCGAUAGGGAAGAAUGUGAAGGGGCUCUCUGUGGGCGACCGGUGUGUCGCAGAUCCUGGUGUUCUGUGUGACGACUGUUUCUACUGCCGCAGAGGCAAAGGAAUUCUUUGUGAGAACUUCGAGGGCAAAGGUGUCAGCAUGGCAGGCGGGUUCGCCGAGUUCGUUACCUUCGCCGGAAAGCAGGUCUACAAGAUCAGCAAUAUGUCAGAUAAAGAAGCCACACUCCUCGAGCCUGCCGCGUGUGCCAUUCACGGAAUGGACAAGCUAGGGAUGUCUGUCGGUGCUGAAGUGCUGAUGAUUGGCUCUGGACCCACUGGUCUGAUGAUGUGCCAGCUUUUGAAGAUCAACGGCGCAACGAAGGUGGUGCUGGCGGCCAACAAGGGUAUCAAGAUGGAUAUCGCCAAGAGCCUGGAUGUGGCGGAUGAGUACGUUGAGCUGGAUAGGUCUGAUCCCGAAGCGCAGUGGAAACAACUGAAGGAGAAUAAUCCGUAUGGUUUCGAUGUCGUAGUCGAGGCCACUGGAGUCGAAAGCAUUGCGAAUGAAUCGAUCAAUUACGUUCGCCGGGGAGGAAAGCUCUUGAUCUACGGUGUCUACGCCAAUGCCGAUCGCGUUCACUGGCCUCCUUCUAAGAUUUUCGGCGACGAGAUUACCAUCCUUGGCUCCUUCGCACAGGCCUAUUGCUUCCCUCGUGCGGUAGAUUAUCUCGAAUCCGGUAAAAUCAAGACCAAAGGCAUAGUCACCGAUGAAUUCAACCUUGACGAUUUCCAGAAGGCUUUGGACAAGAUGAAAAGCCGUUCUGCGGUGAAGAUCGCUAUUAAAGCCGUCUAAAGUUCAGGAGAAAGAACCAUCGGCACGAAAGUAACAUGUACAACUAUCGUAGAGAACUAGACUUGUC
Stereum hirsutum FP-91666 SS1 is the source of this 1281-nucleotide messenger RNA. Its product is annotated as NADP+-dependent D-mannitol dehydrogenase. The coding region runs from base 174 to 1214 and encodes 346 amino acids. The record is from RefSeq and is a predicted model, not a curated record. The transcript is spliced from 10 exons. Lineage: Eukaryota; Fungi; Basidiomycota; Agaricomycetes; Russulales; Stereaceae. Gene Ontology annotation, molecular function: oxidoreductase activity; zinc ion binding.